Molecule: messenger RNA, 468 nt
Organism: Pecten maximus
Lineage: Eukaryota; Metazoa; Mollusca; Bivalvia; Pectinida; Pectinidae
Product: protein piccolo-like
Exons: 2
Coding region: 1-468 (155 amino acids)
Source: RefSeq, a predicted model, not a curated record
AUGGUGAUUGCGUGUGCAUCUCUCAAACCACGGAUAAAUAUAGAAAGUGGUCGACGGCGCCCACAGAAUAUAGAAAGCGGUCGACCGCUCGCACAGGACAUAGAAAGUGGUCGACCUCGCCCACAGAAUGUAGAAAGUGGUCGACGGCGCCCACAGAAUAUAGAAAGUGGUCGACCGCUCCCACAGAACAUAGAAAGUGGUCGACGGCGCCCACAGAAUAUAGAAAGUGGUCGACCGCUCGCACAGAACAUAGAAAGUGGUCGACCUCGCCCACAGAAAACAGAAAGUGGUCGACCGCUCGCACAGAACAUAGAAAGUGGUCGACCUCGCCCACAGAAAACAGAAAGUGGUCGACCGCACCAACAGAAUAUAGAAAGUGGUCGACCGCCCCACAGAAUCGGAGAGAAACGUGUCGGUCGGAUAACCACGACCCAUAGUUGUGAAAUUCGAAUCCUGUCAGCAACAUGA